Molecule: messenger RNA, 999 nt
Organism: Musa acuminata subsp. malaccensis (wild Malaysian banana)
Lineage: Eukaryota; Viridiplantae; Streptophyta; Magnoliopsida; Zingiberales; Musaceae
Source: RefSeq, a predicted model, not a curated record
AUGGCUGACGGUGUUUACAAUGUGAAGGAUUAUGGAGCAGCAGGAGAUGGCCAAACCGAUAACACAAAGGCUUUUGAAACGGCAUGGAGUGCGGCAUGUGCGGUACAAGGGAAGGCAACGAUAGUGAUCCCAGAGGGAGCAUACCUGCUCGGUCCUACAAUCUUCAAAGGGCCAUGCAAAGGCAUAAUGGUGAUGCAAGUGGUGGAAGAUUCAAUGGACAAGGAGCUUCUGCAUGGCCUUACAACCAAUGCAAAAAGACAAAUAAUUGCAAACCCUUACCCAUGUUUCGUCACGAAUGCAACCAUCAAAAGCAUUUCUUCUAUCGACAGCAAGUUCUUCCACAUUCAUGUCUUUGAAUCAAGAAACAUUAUCUUUGAUUCCAUCAAGAUCAGUGCUCCUCAAGAUAGCCCCAACACUGAUGGCAUUCACAUCGCCGACUCGACCAAUAUCGAGGUUGCCAAUUCAAUCAUCGGCACCGGUGAUGACUGCAUCUCCAUCGGCCCGGGCUGCACCAAUUUGACCAUCUUUAAGGUGUUAUGCGGCCCAGGCCAUGGCAUUAGCGUCGGUAGUCUCGGCAAAAAUGCUGGUGAGAAAGAUGUAAUCGGGUUGAAGGUGAGUAAUUACAAUCUUACUGGUACAACAAAUGGAUUGAGGAUCAAGACAUUGCAGGCAGCCUACAGUAGUAGUCACAAGGGCAGCGACGCCUACGACUGCUGCACUCGUGUGGUGAUGCGCCGUAGGGCAGCGGCGCCUAUGGCCGCUACUCCCGCGGGCAAAAACCCAGCAGGAGCGACCGCCCGGCGAGGCAGCAGCACCUGCGGGCGCUGCCUCACGGGCAGAACCGCCCGCGGAGUGGACGGCACCCAUAGGGGCACCCGCCCGCGGAGGCGGCGGUGCCCGCAGGGGCGCCCAGUUGCACGGGCUGCACCGCCAGCGGGGGUGCCUCCUGCAGGCGAGGGCGGUGACCCCACCCUCCGCCGCACAGCCCGCCGCCGGUAG